This is a messenger RNA of Brettanomyces bruxellensis, 3813 nucleotides long. RefSeq lists its product as uncharacterized. The transcript has a single exon. Gene Ontology annotation, biological process: positive regulation of establishment of bipolar cell polarity regulating cell shape; cellular bud site selection. The record is from RefSeq and is a predicted model, not a curated record. Lineage: Eukaryota; Fungi; Ascomycota; Pichiomycetes; Pichiales; Pichiaceae. Gene Ontology annotation, cellular component: cellular bud scar; plasma membrane of growing cell tip; cellular bud neck. The coding region runs from base 1 to 3813 and encodes 1270 amino acids.
AUGGUGCACGGGUGGAUCGCAGAUGCGUUCGCACUAGCGUGCAUGGCAGCAUCAGCAGCUGCAGCAUCAUCAAAUUCAUCAAUUAGUCGACCUCGUGCGGACCAGAGUUUCUAUUUGCUCGGGGGAUUUGACGCGGUUUCCAACUACGACACGGUGGAAAAGUACAACCUUUCGAAUCCUACAGUCGGUGGUUUGUACGAGGUUGCGGACACCGCCUUCAACGGCACCUCGGGUGUCCACAUUGUGGGUUUUUCGCCGUUCAACGGCUCGACCCCUUCGCAGAUGUACAAUGUGGACAACAAGACCAUACUGGCGGUUGUUUCCGGCACGCCGGUGCUGUACGACACGGAGACAAACCGCAGUUCGAGUCUCGGGGGCUGGGAAUCGGUCUCAGGGGAUGUUUUGACGGCGUGCAUGGACCAGAAAAGCUCCCUUUUGUAUCUGGGGGGCGAGCUUGAGUACAACAAGUCGCACGGGGCACUCGUGUACAACAUGCAAAAGGGGCAGUUGGCGGAGCUCCCCUUUUCGGGCUUUGGUGAGGGCUCCGUUGUGCGCAGCAUCAUCAAGUAUGGCGAGCAGAGCAUAAUAUUUGGCGGUUCCUUCGACAGCCUAGGAAACGAGACCCUGCAGCAGGUGGGUGGCACAAAUUCGACACUCACGAAUUCUACGAGCAGCACGAGCAACUCAAGCAGCUUAGGCAGCUCCUCUGAGCUCGUGCAGCCCGAACAGCCCAUAAAUCUCGGCUUGGCGUCGGUUAGCGCGUCGAACGGAGCCAGUGGGUCGAAUCCGUCCUCCCUUGUGUGCCCGGCAGGCUCAUCUUCGGCCUGGCGGAUGAGCAGCGCCCAGGUGGGCGGCUUGUGGUCGGCACAGCUACCGUUUUCGGUCACGCCGUCGAAAAUUCGGCUUUACAACGGCAAUCAGGGCGGAAACGCCGUCAAGAUGUUCCGGAUCACGUCUGCACCGGCAAACAGCAUCAUGAACCUCACGUACAUCGACCCGGAGACCCACCAGUUGGUUUACUGCGAUGCCUGGUGCCCGCUCUCUCUGGAUUCAACCCUCGCGAGCGCAAUUUCGAACUCCGGCAAUGCCACGGACGGUGUUUUCCAGAUUUCCGGCACUGACGGCCUCCAGGGCACCUUGGGCUUCGGCCAGGACUACCAGGAGUUCGCGUUUGUCAACAGUGUGCAACUGAACUCGCUCACGGUGCAGGUUUUGGACCAAUACGGCGACUAUGCGGCCUUGAACGGGCUCCAGUUGCUCCAAUACGGCCUCACCGUGUACGCAAACAACACUCUCAACGGUUCCGGGUGCUCCUCCAACUCCACCGAGCACGAAUCCGUGUCCAGUGCCUCGUCCGAGCUGCUCGGCUCGGCAAACUGGUCCGGCCCGCUCGACGGAGGCGACUACCUCUCAACAACCGUUUCUUCCGGUUCAAUCAACACCCAGGACGGUGUCCAGUACAACAUGGAUCUCUCGUUGUCUGGAAACUACACGUUUUUGCUCUACACACCCGGAUGUGGCUCGGAUGGCACAUGCAGUCAGCGGGGGGCCGUUAAUGCGUCUCUUUUCGCUGCAAACGGCACCCUCUUGGCUUCAAAGACUGUCUCACAGACCAACACGGACCUCAAGUAUGACGUGGUCUUUUCCGGCGACAUCGACCGCAUUUCUACGCAGUCCAGUGCCGUCUACCUGCGACUGACGUGCCUCCAGGCGUCCGGUGCAGAAAACACAACUUUCGUCGCCGGAUCUGUCGCUGUCCAGUUCAACAGCAUCGACUACACCCCGGAAACUGCAACCUCUGUCCCCUUGAACGGCUUGUUCGAGUACUCGCUCGCCAACUUCACGGAUCGUGUUUCUAACCCGGUCGGAAACUCGUCCAUCAACCUUUUGGGCUCCACAAACCUCUCGGAAAAUGCCAGUGUCACAUCUUUACAGCUUGCAAACGGCACUGCCCUAUACGUAGCCGGUGGCUUCAACUCCAGCCUCGGCGACAACCUCUUUGGGGUGACUGUCAAGGAAUACAACAAGUCGUCCUCGGAGAUCGUGCUUGGAGACGCCAUUCGCGUUUCUACAAACGUCUCGAGCCCAGUCUCCCAGAUGCGUUUGGUGGGCAGCGAUCUCGUCUUGGCUGACGGAACGGUGUCUGUAUUCGGAGUCAACGGCUCCAAUAUAGCCACUGUGUCCUCCUCCAGCGCGCAAACAGUAAACGCUGUUUCUCCCUUCCGGAUGAACGGCACCGAUUACGUCAUCGUCGGCUACAACUCGACUGAUGCUUCUUCGGCUGCCUCGUUCGUCUUUUCUCUCCCUGGUGGGGACAUCAUUAACUCUACUGACAUUUUGAGGUUGAACCUCACGACUGCCUUGCUGAACAGCAAUGAAUCGUCAUCAUCAUCAUCUUCUUCUUCUUCUUCCUCCUCCUCCUCCUCCACUGUCUACGGUCAGAUCACAUGCUUCGACCAGCCGGCCGACGGCAUUGUUUUUCUUCAAAACGGCACACGUGGACUUCUGCAGCCCCCAGACUCCCUCUUUUCUCCCGGCGCCGGCUCUGCAACAAACACGGGGCUCUACUUGAACUCCUCAGCCGUCCUUUUGGCCGGAAACUACAGCGAUGACGGCCACAACAUCGUUGUUCUUGGCACUGACUCCUCCAGGGUCUUGUCAGACGACUUGUUUGUGCCCAGAAAUGCUACAGUGACCACUUUGGUCGACGUCGAAUCGAAUAUUUUUGUCGGGUUGCAGGGCCCUGGUGCCUCCUUCAAAGGUAAGACUGCAAACGGGCUUGUUGUGUACGAUUACGUGCAGCAGAAUGCCACAGUUCCCUCGCUUGAGGCUGGCGGGCUUGUGAAUGCAGUUUCCCCCAUCCCGGCCUCCGAUUCUGCCCUUAUCGGUGGAAAUUUCACAUCAUCCUCGUCCAAAUUCAACAAUCUCGCCUACUACAACCUCACUACCAACUCGCUGGGCUCCGCAUUGAGUGGUCUGACCCUCACAGGUGUGGUCAACAGCCUCGAGUUCUACAGCAAGGAGCAGGCUUUGGUUGCAGGGGAUCUGGGCAUCGGAACAAGCGGUAAAAGCUACUUUGGAGUCUACAACUGGACUGCAAAGUCGCUCACUGCACCCUCCAGUCUUGCCAACACUGUCCCCGGUGCCGUUUUGAAGUUUGCAUUCCUCAACGGCAACAAAACGACCAGCUUGAAAGAGCCGAUCGUCGCCAUGGGCUCGGACUACCUCGGAUACCUCGACAACUACAAGUACGAGAGUCUGAUGUCCGGAAUAGGCAACGAAUCCACCACCCCUGUGUUCAAAGACUUUGCAAUUCUGAACAGAUCGUCCGGCUCUUCGUCCAAUUCCGUGUUUGCCGAAAAGCUGCUUGUGCUAGCAGGAAGAUUCGAGUUGCAAGAGUACGGUUUGGUCUCAUCUGCAAUCUAUGAUGGCUCCAAGUGGUAUCCGCUCACUAUAACCGCGUCCAACUUGAAUGUCACCGACUCCAUCAUGAACUUCAUCCUCCCAACAACUAAAAGCUACAGCCUCAACUUCAACACCACCCAGCCACCCAUAUCCUCUCCACAGCCUUCCAAUGUGAAGAAUGGCAUCCGCUACUUCACCAAUGGGCAGAUUGCCGGAAUAGGAUGUGCCUUGGCUGUUGGAACUACAAUGCUCUUAACCACCAUCGGCGGUUUGUUCUACUUGUUUGGAAAUAGGGACACUGUUGUCGGACCUCUCAAAUCACGUGUUGGUGAAGAGAGAAUGAUGUCUGCUGUUCCUCCAAGUCAGGUCAUUGAUAAUAUGAACAAGGCGCGGGCUGGUACACUAUGA